AUGUCUGAAUCCAAGCAAACCAUCAACACCGAUUUGGUCACUCUGACCAGGUUCAUUCUGGAGGAGCAGAACAGAUACGCCCCGCACGCCACCGGCGAGCUAACAUUGCUGCUCAACUCUCUGCAAUACGCCUUCAAAUUCAUUGCACAUACCAUUCGCAGAGCCGAGCUGGUGAACCUGAUUGGCCUGGCCGGGAUCACAAACGCCACAGGAGACGACCAGAAGAAGCUCGAUGUCAUUGGAGACGACAUUUUCAUCAAUGCCAUGAAGAGCUCCGGUAACGUGAAGGUGCUGGUGAGCGAGGAGCAGGAGGAUCUGAUUAUUUUUGAGGGCUCCGAGGGCAACUACGCGGUGUGUUGCGACCCGAUUGAUGGGUCGUCCAACCUGGACGCCGGAGUCUCUGUCGGUACCAUCUUUGGUGUCUACAAGCUGCAGCCGGGCUCCAAGGGAAGCAUCAAGGACGUGCUGCGUUCGGGAACAGAAAUGGUGGCUGCCGGGUACACCAUGUACGGCGCAAGUGCGCAUUUGAUGCUCACGACGGGCCAUGGCGUUAACGGGUUCACGCUGGACACGCAUCUUGGCGAGUUUAUUCUGACCAAGCCGCAACUGAAAGUGCCGGAGAAAAGAGCCAUCUACUCAGUCAACGAGGGUAACUCGUACUACUGGCCCAAAGAAGUGCAGGACUUCAUUGCGUCGUUGAAGCUGCCACAGGAGGACAACAACGGCAAGCCGUACUCGGCCAGAUACGUUGGAUCGAUGGUGGCGGACGUGCACAGAACACUGUUGUACGGCGGACUGUUUGCAUACCCGGCCGAUUCGAAAUCGAAGACGGGAAAAUUGAGAGUUCUGUACGAGUGCUUCCCGAUGGCUCUGCUGCUGGAGCAGGCCGGCGGAGAGGCCGUUAAUGACAAGGGCCAGCGCAUUCUGGACCUCACUCCGAAGAAAAUUCACGAGAGAAGCGGAAUCUGGCUCGGAAGCAAGAAGGAGAUCGAGAAACUGCUGCAAUAUAUAAAGAAAUGA
Ogataea angusta is the source of this 1020-nucleotide messenger RNA. RefSeq lists its product as uncharacterized. Gene Ontology annotation, cellular component: cytosol; cytoplasm. Bases 1 to 1020 code for a protein of 339 amino acids. Gene Ontology annotation, biological process: fructose 6-phosphate metabolic process; sucrose biosynthetic process; fructose 1,6-bisphosphate metabolic process. The record is from RefSeq and is a predicted model, not a curated record. Gene Ontology annotation, molecular function: fructose 1,6-bisphosphate 1-phosphatase activity. The transcript has a single exon. Lineage: Eukaryota; Fungi; Ascomycota; Pichiomycetes; Pichiales; Pichiaceae.